ACUGAACCACUCAUUCAGAACUAUAACCAGUAACCAUAGCAGAACAAUCAUGAAAGCAAAGAAAAUGCUGAUGAGAAUCUUUCGAAAUGCGAGGAAGGUGGCCGGAUCUUGGCCGGCGAUCGACGAGUACGACUUCGUCGAGGACUUGUCUUCCUGGGAAUUCGUGAUCCCUUCCGACGACGACGACGAUCACGAAGCCUACUACUCCUUGAACGAUGAAGACCUCCCCCUCAAGGUCUUCAUCGACGACGGGGUUGAAAUUGGGAUCGAACCAGAGGAUAUCGUUGGUGAAACUGGGCUGAAACAAGACGAUUCCUGUCUGCAUGGAUCUCCGUCUUCGGAUGUCUCCAUGGAAUCUCCCUCGCCCGCCCAAAUCACCGUCGCACUUGAUGUUGCGCCCGUUGGACUCAAUGACUGCACAAAUGAUCACGGCUAUGUCCCUGAUUAUGAUAUUGACAAUGAAGAGGAAGACUAUGACGAGGACGACGGCUACGAUUAUGAUUUGGAUGAGGAGUUGGUUCCUUAUUGUGCAAGGAACAAGGUCGCGAAGCAGCAGAGGAUGAAGAAACUGAGUAAAAUGACAUGUCCAAAGAUGAGCAAGCUGAAAAGCUCGCCCUAUUACUGCAACAGGCCAGGCGCUACCUUGAAGAUAAGUGUGCAUGCCAAGAACUUGCCCAAACUCAGUGUUGCUAGUCAUGGCAAAACUGUCGUUUCAAAUGGUGCAAACAUCAGCUUUCAAACAACAGUCUGCAAAAUGUGCAGAAGUUCUUUGGCUAUUCAAACAGCCUGUUGCUCUGUGAUCCCUACCAAAAAGAAAUUAAACAGGAACCAUUGAUAUGGAUCCCAUUACAACUUGAUUUUGCCCCCUGCAUCAUAGUUCUGGAGAAUAUGCAACAGAAAGGACUAUCAUUUUGGUUGAGGUGAGCAAUCCUUGGUUUGUUCUUCCAAAACAUCAUUUUGGUUUGAUUGAGGUGAGUAAUCUUUGGGUUGUUCUUCUAAAACACAUCAUUUUGGUUGAUUGAGGUCCCUUGCAAAUGCAUGUUUAGCUACUCUGUUUUUGUGAUAUGUCUUUCUUUGAAAGCUUAUUAGCUACAAAAUGUACUUUCUAUUAUCGCAAGUGAAGGAUUCAUGGUCCAAUAGCAUAAAGAGAAUAAUGAUCAAACAGCAUGCUAACAUCAUUGCAAGUUCAAUGCUCAGUAAAUGAUUUCAUUUGGAGUAUUGCUGCUAAAGAAGAGAUUGGUACUUUGUAUAGAGACCUUUGUGGUGCUUCAUAUUACAGAUAAAUUAUUCUUAUAGUUGCCAUUAUCAUUCUAAUUUUUGCCUGUUUUACAAGCAAGAUGGUUACAAGUUCACUUUCACUUUGCUUAACAAGGAAAAGGAUCAACAGUGGUGCAAUCAUUACCCACUAC
Messenger RNA from Ipomoea triloba (trilobed morning glory), 1409 nucleotides. RefSeq lists its product as uncharacterized. Lineage: Eukaryota; Viridiplantae; Streptophyta; Magnoliopsida; Solanales; Convolvulaceae. The record is from RefSeq and is a predicted model, not a curated record. The coding region runs from base 50 to 835 and encodes 261 amino acids. The transcript has 2 exons.